GGUCUAGAAGCUUCGUGCUUCGCCUCCUCGCCAUUCUUGGCGGGGGACGAUGCAAGGCGUGCAUUGUGUGGUUGUGGCUUCUCGCUAAGGUUUUUUCUGUGGAUGGGAUUUACAUUUUUCCCAUGGAGUGCUUAGUUAGCAGAAUGAGUUUAGUUUGAUCCCUUCCGUUGUGGUGAGCUCACCUGAAGCUGGUCGCUUGUCUAUAUAUUACCCUGCCUCCUGCACAGUGCACACCCCUCUACUCCGCAGCUUGCACAUCUGCUACCUGCCAUCUCUCUGCACCCAGCCCUUUGGCAAGACCUUUCUUCUUAGCUUGUAUUUCUCCUCCAGCAGCAACAGUUCAGUGCCAGUUCUGGUGACUAACUGCAUCUGUAGCGUUGGUAUCUGGGCGCCCCCGGCGCCGGCAGGGGCACAGCCGUGCCACUUCAGCUGGUACAUCGAUAACAACCCAACGAUGGAGACGGCCGGGAUCCGCGCGGCGACCUGGGUGGUGGGCAAGGCGCUGAGCCCGCUGUCUGGUGGCUUGCUGGAGGCAUGGGGUGCCAGUUCCAUGCUUGGAUCCAACAUGGAGGACUUGAAGAUGCAGCUGCUGUACGCACAGGCCAUGCUCAACAACGUCCAAGGCAGGGAGAUCCACAACCCUGCCUUGGGUGAGCUGCUAGACAAGUUGCGGCAGCUCGCGUAUGGGGCAGAUGAUUUGCUAGACGAGCUCGAUUACUUCCGCAUCCAGGAUGAGCUCGACGGUACCCACCAUGCUGCUGACGCGCAUGCUGCAGGCUGUGUCCCAGACCUCGUCCUCAACGCUCGCCAUACGGUCAGAUCUUGCGUGAAUAAGGUCAAGCUACUAGCAUGCUCGCGUGCUGCCACACGUGAUGAUCCUGAAGAGCAACAAGAUGGUGUCAAGCAAGGAUGCUUUUCUCGCAUAUGCUCGUGUGGAAAGUGUGAUAUCUGCUCCUUAGCAUCGUCACCCGCAAGCCAGGUUGGUCAAGAGGUUGACAAAGGAUGCGUGCCGAAGGUUGCCUCCAGUGCUCGCGACGCCGCCCGUACUGUCGGUAAACACUUUCCGUGCUAUUCUUUUCCGUCCGUUCACGAUGAUGAUUCUGACACUAGCGUACGUGAACAACGAUUUGUCUGUGGUGCCUGGCAGUCCUCCAAGGCACCACAGAGGAAUCAUCGUGACGCACAAGCACCAAGGUUAAAGUUUGAUAGAGUAGAAAUGUCUACAAAAAUUAUGGACAUCGUAAAACAGUUGAAACCCAUAUCUGCUAUGGUCUCGACCAUUCUUAAUCUUGAGCUACUUGGCUCCAGCCGUACCACAAGUAAGGAAGCUACUAUGAACAGAGCCCAAACCACCCCACAAAUCGUAGAGCCUAAGUUAUACGGGAGGGAUAGCCAAAAAAAUUUUGUUGAAAAUGAAAUUGUUAACUGCAGUGAAUAUUGUGCACUUACCGUGCUUCCUGUUGUUGGCCCGGGCGGUAUUGGCAAGACAACAUUCAUGCAACACAUAUAUGAAGAGAUGAAGAGCCAUUUCCAGGUUCCCAUUUGGGUAUGCGUCUCUCUAGAUUUUAAUGCGAAUAGGCUAGCAAAAGAUAUUGCGACAAAGAUCCCUAAAGUUGAUAAUGAAAACACAAAUUCGAGUGACGAAGAGCUUAUCGAGCAAAGAAUCAAAGGAAAGAGGGUUUUACUUGUGUUAGAUGAUGUGUGGACACAUCAUGACAAUGAGUGGACAAAACUAUUAGCUCUGUUUAAAAAAGAGGGGGCGAAAGGUAACAUGGUUAUAGUCACGACUCGAAUACCCGAGGUAGCAAACAAGGUUAAAACAACUAAAUGCUCACUAGAAUUGGAGCGUCUAUCUCCUAAAGAUAUUAUGUCUUUCUUUGAAGAAUGUGUAUUUGGUGUCCAGAAACCAUGGGUUGACCAUCCAGAAUUAGCUGAAGUUGGAAGCGAAAUAGUGGAGAAGCUGAAGGGCUCUCCUCUUGCAGCAAAAACUGUCGGUAGAUUACUAAGAAACAAUCUUACAUUGAACCACUGGAUAAGCAUUUUGGAAAAUAAAGAAUGGGAAUCACAAACCAACGACAAUGAUAUUAUGCCUGCUUUAAAGAUCAGCUAUGAUUAUCUUCCUUUCCAUCUACAAAAAUGUUUUUCGAAUUGUGCUUUGUUUCCUGAAGACUACGAAUUUGGUAGGGAAGAGUUGGUUCACUUGUGGAUUGGACUAGAUAUUUUACAUUCAUCCGAUCCAAAGAAAAAAAGAAUUGAAGAUGUUGGACUUUUCUUUUUAAAUGAAUUGGUUAAUUAUGGAUUUUUUAAAAAAUAUAAAAAAGAGGAUGGAAGCCCUUAUUAUGUUAUCCAUGACCUACUACACAACUUAGCAGUCAAGGUUUCAUCGUAUGAGUGUAUUAGCAUAAAUAGCUCUAACGUGAAGAACAUACAAAUACACCCCAUGGUUCGUUACUUGUCUAUCACCGUGGAUAACACAGACAUUGAGAAUAAACUGUCUUUUGAAGAUUAUAAUGAGAAUUUGAGUGCACUAGGGAAGAGAUUGAAGGUUGAGAACCUGAACACGUUAAUGUUGUUUGGAGAUUACCAUGGAAGCUUUGCCAAAACUUUUGGUGCAUUGUUUAGGGAGGCUAAUGCCAUUCGCGUCAUUUUCUUGUCCGGGGUGUCAUAUGAUAUGGAUGAUAUAUUCCACAACUUUGCAAAACUUGUCCAUCUUCGCUACUUAAGGAUUGAGCCAUUGUCUCACUGGCUCUUGUCCUUACCAAGUGUGUUAUUCAGAUUGUAUCAUUUAGAAGUCCUUGAUCUAAGCAAAGCGGAUCGUUGUGCUAUUUCAACUAGACAUAUGGGCAACCUUGUAAAAAUGCGUCACUUUCUUGUGCAAGAAGACAAGUUUAACAUUCAUUCUAAUAUUUUUGGGGUGGGAAAACUAAAAUUCUUUCAGGAAUUAAGGGAAUUUAGGGUGAGAAAAGAGAGUGAGGGUUUUGAACCGAGUCAACUUGGGCAAUUGACCGAGCUUAGGGAAUCAAUUGGCAUUUAUAAUCUUGAAAAGGUGAAAACAAAAGAAGAAGCAAAUGAAUUAAAACUGAUACAUAAAAAACACUUACGAGAACUCAUGUUAGAAUGGGAUCCUGAGCGUUCUAAAAAGAAUCCUUUACAAGAAGAAAAUAUUCUUGAAAGUCUUGUACCCCAUAGCAGUCUUCAAGAGCUAUGCAUUAAAGGGCACGGGGGAACUAAUUGCCCAUCGUGGCUAUGUGAUAAUCUCUCGGUUAAAUGUUUGGAAUCUCUUUGUCUUGAUGGUGUAUCUUGGAAUAAUCUUCCGCCUAUAGGAGAGAUGUGGAUGGUUAAUGAGCGUGGUGAAGAGUAUCAGUGUUAUAGUAUAUCACCUCCAAGCUUUUAUAAUUUGAAAAGGCUGCAAUUAAGCAACAUAUCUAGUUUAACAAAAUGGGUUGGAAAUGGUGCUUGUGCUUUUUUCUCCCACUUGGAAGUGUUCAUCGUCAAAAAUUGUUCCAAACUUACAGAGUUACCGUUUUCACAUCCUACUUGCUGUCAAGCACAACAAGACGAUAAAAUGGCUUGGUUUCCUAAACUACGAGAGCUUGUUAUUGAAGACUGCCCAAAACUAGCGUCGUUGCCUCCUAUCCCUUGGAGGAUUCAUGCUCCAUGCUCUGCUGAGCUAGAAAGUGUGGGAUCAGAUUUUGAGAAGCUCAUUUACAAAAGAAUAGAUGAAAAUGAAGUACGGGUGGAAGUUGAGGGAAAAUGUGGUCACGGUGAUGCGUUGUGGAAUGUGUUGAAUUUCUCUAAUCUAGCUGAUGUGGAAUGUUUGUGUAUGAAGAGAUGUCCUCUCCUGCCGUUGAAUCAUAUGCGAGUGCUAACUUCUCUGAAAAGGAUUGUGAUAGUAGGUUGUCCGAGUAGCAUCUUGCUGUGGGGUCAAGGCGUGGGUCAUGGCAUAUACCGGUUUCCAUGUGAAUACUUUGAAAUCACUCGGUGUGAUACUAGUGGGGAAGAAUUGACGCUGAUACUCUCAUUCUUUCCGAAGCUCUCGAUUUUGAUGAUAAAUGAUUGUAAGAAUAUAACUGAGUUAGGUGUGGCGGAGAAUGCAAAAACUGCUACGGAAGAGCAGCAGCAGACAAGAGGCGAUAAUAACAAGGAAAUAAUAACAGCGGCGACAGCAGCAUCACAAGGACUGCUGCUCUUGCCUCCCAAGAUACAGCACUUGAGAAUUCGGGAAUGUUUCUCCAAUCCACCGAAGGACGACCACGCAGGCGGAGGUGGGCUCCAACGUCUGCACUUCCUGUGCACCUUGUCUAUAGAAAAUUGCCCCGAGUUCUUCACCUCCAUUUCGUCCUCUUCUUUUCCCCCUUUUCCGACCUGCCUGCAACAGCUCACCCUAUGGGGCGUUAAGCACAUGGAGACAUUGCACGCCAUCUCAAACCUCACCUCUCUCACCAGAUUAUACAUGGAAGAACUUGGGGAGUUGAGAGCCGAGGGCUUGUGGCCUCUCCUCGCCCACGGCCGCCUCACAAACCUGGUCCUCCAUGCUGCCUCCGGUUUCUUCGCCGAUCCCGACCCCUCACGGCCGCAUGACAUAGAGGUGUUUUCCCGUUCCUCCAAGCUCUUGGAUCUGGCCACGGGAAGCAACAGAGGAGUCCUUGCCGCGUCGAUCUGCAUCCUCCUCUCUUCCACCCUCACCAGAUUGAAUCUCAGAUUCGACGACGAGGUGGAGCACUUGACAAAGGAUCAAGAGGAGGCCCUUCAGCUCCUCACCUCUCUCCAAGAGCUCAAAUUUUGGGGGGGAGACAAGCUGCAGCGCCUCCCUGCAGGCCUACACGAGCUUAUCAACCUCAAGAAUUUAUGCAUCUGGGAGUGCCCGGCCAUCCAGUCGCUGCCCAGCCUUCUGAGCUCUCUGCGGGAAUUGGAGAUCUACGACUGUGGUUCCCUCAAGUCGCUGCCCAACAGCCUCCCGAGUUCUCUGGAAAUAUUGAAGAUCUCUAGAUGUCAAGCCAUCAAGUCGCUGCCCAACAGCCUCCCGAGUUCUCUGGAAAAAUUGAUGAUCGCCAACUGCAAAGCCAUCAAGUCACUGCCCAAGGACAGCCUUCCAAGUUCAAUGCUAGAAUUAAAUGUCUAUUACGGCAACAGCGAGGAGCUAAAAAGGGCGUGCCGCAAGCUAAUAGGAACCAUUCCGAUUGUCAGAACCUGACCAAUCCAAGGUUUCUCCUUGGAUUUGUAUAUUCCUGUAGACUCCUACAAUGCUCUCUAUGGAAUCAGGGUUUCAGGGUGCCAGCUGCAAGCGUGACAGUCUCAGUUUGUAUCUCCAGCCUGCACAUAAAACUGGCUGGGCCAUGGAGUCAUAAAUUCUCCCAUCUUUGUAGAAUUCUCGGCAUUGAGGCACUGCUCUAACAUUAUAGUCUUGAUAUGGGCUCCAUCUUUGAGUUAAACAUUGUUGCAGCCUUGUAUAUUUCGCUUCAUCCAUGUACAGCGUGCACAUGAGUGUCAUAUGUGGUAUAUUUAUCCUACAAGAUAAAUCAAUAAUUCUGGGCUCCAUCUUGGAGUUUAACAUUGUUUUAGCCUUGUAGAUAUCACUCCAUCCAUGUACAGUAGGCACAUGAGGGUCAUAUGUGGUAUCUUCUUCCUAUAGAUAAAUCCAUUCUGGUAUUCUUCUGCUCGUUCUGAUUGUUUCUAGAUAAGUUCAUUUGCAUUUUGGUCGUCACCCAUAGAGACUUGGUGGUAAACUUGGCUUGUUCGCCCUGUGCGGGUCAGAUCACCAAGGUCAAGGCGUAAUGUUGGAAGAAAUGGGACUCGGUGAUUUGCUACUGAAAUUUAGGAACUUGAACAAAUACUCAAUACUCAUGAUAUUAGUGCUUGCGUGGAGCCAAUUCAGAUCUCGGGAUGUCAUUAGUUGACACAACUAUGAUCCUGGGGUUUUUGGUAUAUGGCUUGUGGUACAAUUAUGGGAAACAGCUCUACUAUAGGGACAUAUCCCUGAAGGUACCUUUGUUCGAAGGUUAGUUAAACCCACUGAAAUGCAUGAUCGCUUUAGCUAUGCUAGAUUGUAUUCAAUGUGCAAGUGUCAAACUCUUGUUGCCUCAUGAGACUUUGGUUAGAGAACUUUUUGCUUUCUUGAUAAGUUGGUAGUCUAGCUUUUGAGCACACUUACAUCCUCUGUAUUCAUUGCCAAUGAUAUAAUAUACGAGAGUGAUGAGUUCAUACAUAUAGUCGUAAAGAUAAAGCUCUUAUUGAUCCGGAAUAUUUUUCUGUCCCACCAAAGCCAAAUAAGAGAAGAUUUCAUGAGCCUUGAUUAUUGCAAUCUGAAUAUUUAGUGCGUAUUGUUAAGUUUGAUGUUCCUCUAGUCUGAAGUUUUUAAAAGCCAGUCAUUUCUUUUGCAUAACCAAUUUUUUCUAGCCCCUCCGACACUUGGCAAUGCUUACCUUGAUCGGGAGAUUGCAUACUCUACCAGGGUACAUAUCAAAAUCCAAGAAUUAAACCGUUUCUUCCAUGUCUUCACACCAUACCUACCUAUAUAGCGCAUAUCCUGCUAUCCCUAGUAGUUGAUUGUGCACACUCACCAAAGUUCGAGAAGGCACAAAAGCCCUUUGUGGUCAUCUUCAUCAACCUUGUGAAUUUGUCAGCAUUGAUGCCUCUCACACAAAAAAAAAAAGAAUAAAAAGAAAAAGGAAAAGGAAAAAAAGUAAAAGGAAGAAAAGGGGGCACCAUAUAGAAGAUUGAAAUGUUCAUCCUCAAACAGGAGGAAAUUUUCAGCAGCGCUUCAAUGUUCAUGUGCAGAAUGGCUAAUCGAACUUCUACCUGUGCAAUAAAGAUAAUGAGAACAUCUAUUGCGUCCUGAGAUCACCUUUCGUUGCAUAGGCCUCUCAAUAAAUUAUUAUGACGCUUGAGUCCAUUCUCUCCCACAUACCCUGGACAUUAUUAUUCCAAUGACUGGCAUUUGAAAAACUUUUUUGUACUGGAAUUGAACACUUAUUUAGCUUUACAAUCUAGAUAUCAGAUAAGCUUGGAAUUACCCUACCAAGCUCUAGAUAAGCUUUCCACAAAUAUAAAGUAGCUAUAGGAAAUACUUUGGCCAUUGGCCAGUGACGGCUGCCAUUAUGUAAUGAGUGUAGUACCGGAUCAUGACAAGAUAAUUUCACUAGACACCUGCCCUUGGAAGGUUGAUAAGGGAAUAAAAGUGUUGGCUACUCUUGUUUUCUUUUGCUCUUGAUGUUGAAGUCAGACAACCUAGUGACCUGGCGUUCUAAAACUUUGAUAACUAUAUUGUUGAUGCUGUUCACUCUCGUAACUCCAUUCUCUCGUGGCAAUGAAUAUGAGGUUUAGUUUAAACUUAUGCUCAAUUGUUAGCUUGCUACUUUGAUAAGUUUGCAGGAAGUGUCUCAAACUGAAGUUUAUGAGGGUCUUAAUAAUUGUUUGCACAUGAACACUUGUUUGCAAUCUAUCUAUGCUAAGCUUUCAGGUAUUUUACAAACACGUGGGCAAGUUGAAUCAGGAACCUAUACCCUGUGAAAGAUCUGGUCUGCCAUUUACUGGAAUUUGAGACAUCUUUCUCAAGGGAAGAAUCUGCCAUGGAGAAGCUUGAGUUGAACCGUACCUUGUAUUUCCCUUUGUAGCCACUUACUUCUAACAAUGUGAUAGUGAAGCGAUAAUGGGUUGUUACCACACAUUAUUUUCCUUCUAGCUUCUAUAGAAGGUUUCCUAUGUAUGAAUGGUGCUGAAAUAGGCCAAAAAAAUUCAUCCGUUCUUAUCAAUAUAAUGCACUGCUUUGCAGUAUGUUCAUAA
Messenger RNA from Lolium rigidum, 7782 nucleotides. Its product is annotated as disease resistance protein RGA2-like. The coding region runs from base 455 to 5194 and encodes 1579 amino acids. NCBI's taxonomy places the organism in Eukaryota, Viridiplantae, Streptophyta, Magnoliopsida, Poales, Poaceae. The transcript has 9 exons. Gene Ontology annotation, biological process: defense response to other organism. Gene Ontology annotation, molecular function: ADP binding. The record is from RefSeq and is a predicted model, not a curated record.